AUGGACGAAAUAGGAGCAAGUGGGGGACUGGGAGGGCACUGGUGGUGGGCCGUCGCCAGCACCGCCCAGCUGGCGCUGGGCAUGAAUUCCUAUCGGAAAGGCUAUUCCGGCGACUCUCGUUUCAUGCCGUUCAAAGCCUUUGCGGUCGCCUCUCUCUUCGUCGGCGCCUCCGCUUCUGCCGCCGUCGCCUCCCUCCGUGCCUCCGGAAUUCACUCCGAAUGUACCUUGGGGAUGCCCCCUGCAGGUGCAAACUCUGUGGUGCCUUGCCUAGAGUUAGAAGCUUUGCCUAGAUUGAAGUUAUAA
This is a messenger RNA of Thlaspi arvense, 303 nucleotides long. NCBI's taxonomy places the organism in Eukaryota, Viridiplantae, Streptophyta, Magnoliopsida, Brassicales, Brassicaceae. The record is from the annotation of a GenBank genome assembly.